Abrus precatorius (Indian licorice) is the source of this 1426-nucleotide messenger RNA. Its product is annotated as aspartate-semialdehyde dehydrogenase. The record is from RefSeq and is a predicted model, not a curated record. Gene Ontology annotation, biological process: L-threonine biosynthetic process. NCBI's taxonomy places the organism in Eukaryota, Viridiplantae, Streptophyta, Magnoliopsida, Fabales, Fabaceae. Gene Ontology annotation, molecular function: NAD binding; protein dimerization activity; NADP binding. Bases 56 to 1186 code for a protein of 376 amino acids. The transcript has 7 exons.
UCUCUAUAAAACCCUUUCUAUUUUCUCACUCUAAACACAAACCCACCACAUUUCCAUGGCUUCACUCUCUCUUUCGCGCCACAACCACCUCUUCGUUGGGCCUAUACCGGUCCGCCCCAAGCCCAGGUCGUUUUGGCCCGCCCAGAUCCGAAUGUCGCUCCGAGAAGACGCACCCUCCAUCGCCGUCGUGGGCGUCACCGGCGCCGUUGGCCAAGAGUUCCUCUCCGUCCUCUCCGACCGCGACUUCCCUUACCGCUCCAUCAAAAUGCUGGCGUCAAAGCGCUCCGCCGGCCGCCGCAUCACCUUCGAGGAAAGGGACUACGUCGUGGAGGAGCUCACGGCGGAUAGCUUCGACGGCGUCGACAUUGCACUCUUCAGCGCCGGCGGUUCCAUCAGCAGGGAGCUCGGCCCUAUCGCUGUCGAUCGGGGAACGGUGGUGGUUGACAACAGCUCGGCGUUUCGGAUGGACGAGAGUGUGCCGUUGGUGAUUCCAGAGGUGAACCCUGAAGCGAUGCAAAAUAUCAAGCUCGGAAUGGGAAAAGGUGCACUCAUUGCAAACCCCAAUUGCUCCACUAUCAUUUGCUUAAUGGCUGCUACACCUCUUCAUCGACGCGCUAAGGUGUUGCGUAUGGUUGUUAGUACAUAUCAGGCUGCUAGUGGUGCCGGUGCUGCUGCAAUGGAAGAGCUUGAGCUCCAAACUCGUGAGGUGUUGGAAGGAAAAUCACCAACUUGUAACAUAUUUAAACGACAGUAUGCUUUUAAUCUAUUCUCGCACAAUGCAUCUGUUCUUUCAAAUGGAUAUAACGAAGAAGAAAUGAAAAUGGUCAAGGAGACAAGGAAAAUCUGGAAUGACAAGGAUGUUAAAGUAACUGCCACAUGCAUACGUGUUCCUGUAAUGCGGGCUCAUGCUGAGAGUGUGAAUCUUCAAUUUGAGAGACCCCUUGAUGAGGACACUGCAAGAGAUAUUCUGAAGAAUGCUCCAGGUGUAGUGGUUAUUGAUGAUCGUGAAGCCAAUCAUUUUCCUACUCCAUUGGAAGUGUCAAAUAAGGAUGAUGUUGCUGUUGGUAGGAUUCGCCGUGACCUGUCUCAGGAUGGGAAUCAAGGGUUGGACAUCUUUGUGUGUGGGGAUCAAAUUCGUAAGGGAGCUGCACUUAAUGCAGUCCAGAUUGCUGAGAUGUUGCUAUGAGUUCGAGGACGUGGUACCUGAGAUUACGCUUCUUUCGAAUCAGUUUUGUAUCUGCUAGUUGGAUGAGGUUAUUCAUUUCUUUUGAGAUUUAGUUAGUCCAAGGAUCUUUUCAACGAUGUGGUAGUACACUAGCCUGAAACAAUUGUUUUAAGGUCUUAUUACGUAAUUGUUGUAGUCUUUUUCACUGGAAAUAACAUGCAUUGGUUAUGGCAAAGGUGAACGACUUAAUGUUUGAUCUUC